Molecule: messenger RNA, 993 nt
Organism: Sclerotinia sclerotiorum 1980 UF-70
Lineage: Eukaryota; Fungi; Ascomycota; Leotiomycetes; Helotiales; Sclerotiniaceae
Exons: 4
Coding region: 1-993 (330 amino acids)
Cellular component (GO): nucleus
Molecular function (GO): DNA binding
Source: RefSeq, a predicted model, not a curated record
AUGCAAGAGUCGCAAAUUAAUCUAGCCAUUCAAGCUAUUGCUUCAUCCAAAAAACUAAGUGUGCGAAGAGCUGCUAAAAUCUAUAAUAUACCGCAUACUACCCUUACCUACAGAAUAGCCGGUCGAACGCCGAAAGCUGGAUCUCGAUCAAUACAUUGUAAAAUGACGGAAUUAGAGGAGAAAUCGCUUUUUCAAUAUAUAAUUGAUAUGGACGAGAGAGGGUUUAGUCCUCGAAUAAGUGAUGUGGAAGAUAUGGCGAAUUAUAUACUCGAAACGCGGGAUGGUUUCUGUUGGUACGAGAAGGAUACGGAAGACGUAGCACCCACGGAUUAUGUAGGUCCUACAGAUGAUGAGACAGGUAUUGAAUGGAUUAAGCACUUCAACAAGCAUACUGAAAGUAGGAAAAUGGGUAGAUAUCGAAUGCUAGUGCUUGAUGGGCAUGAAAGUCAUAAAUCGCCAGCAUUUCAGGAAUACUGCAAGAAACACAACAUUAUAUUACUUAGUUUACCACCUCAUUCUUCGCAUUUAACUCAACCACUCAAUAUCGAUUGUUUUGGUCCUUUAAAGCGUUCAUAUAAUCGACAAAUCGAGAACUUUAUCAAGGCGCAUAUCACUCAUAUUACCAAAACCGAGUUCUUUCAAACCUUCAAAGCUGCAUAUAUCGAAGCAAUAUCUAUAUCAAAUGAGCUCCUAGCUCAUGCGAAUACGCUUUUAACUGCUGAGGUUCAUAGUCUCCGCAAAGCAAAUGAAGCACUUAGUAAACGCCGGAGAGCUAGAAAAGCUUUAAUACGAAAAAGAAGAGCACUUUCAAUAGAAGAUAGGCAUGGUAUAUUAGAACAAGAGAAUGUAGAAGAUCAGAUACAACGCGACGAAUAUACAAAUGAUAAUUCUUCAGCAAGGAGGCAAGCUACUAUACAACAAUGUAGCAAAUGCGGUAGUACUUUACAUAAUGCACGAACUUGUCAGUUCGAUCCAGCAUUAGUUGAUCUUUAG